This is a messenger RNA of Arachis stenosperma, 960 nucleotides long. Its product is annotated as protein FAR1-RELATED SEQUENCE 5-like. The record is from RefSeq and is a predicted model, not a curated record. Bases 1 to 960 code for a protein of 319 amino acids. The transcript has a single exon. Lineage: Eukaryota; Viridiplantae; Streptophyta; Magnoliopsida; Fabales; Fabaceae.
AUGGAAGACAGUUUGGACGGCAUCGGAGGAAUGUCUGACAAUUAUGCGAAUGAUGACUUGUACGUUGUUGAUUCCGGUGAAUCGAUAGGUUGGAUUGAUUUUUUGAACUUGAGCGAGGAGGAUGUUCUCCGCUUUAAUUUUGUAGAUAUUGAUAUUGCAUUUGAGUUCUACCUGCAAUAUGCAAAGCACCAUGGCUUCGGUGUGAGACAUUCCAGAAGCAAAAAACGUGGCGAAGUAAGGAUACGGCAGGAGUUCGUGUGCCACCGACAAGGGUACCGAGCCCUAAAGUUCUACUCGAUGCUUAACCGGCAAAAGAGGCCCAGGGCUGAGACCCGGUGUGGACGUCCUGCAAGGAUGCUACUCCGCAUGGACGAUGAAUCAGGAUGUUGGCACGUUGCAUACUUUUCAGACGCGCAUAACCACCACGUUCUUGAGUUGCGAUUUUCUUCCAUACUCCCAGGCCAUCGGAGGAUGAGCGAAGCAGACAUCGAGCAUAUGAACGACAUGCGCAAAGGGGGUAUUGGCGUCUCACGAAUCCACAGUUUUAUGGCGAGCCUAGCCGGCGAGCAUCAUAAUGUCCCGUACACAAUAAGGUACAUGCACAAUGUAAAUGCGAAGCAACAAAAGGAGGGUGGCCUAGAUGCAGAAUCGUGCCUAAGGUAUCUCCGAGAGUGCAAGGCAAAUGAUUCAGCACUGUACUACAAGGAAAUUAUUGACAGUGAGGGCGUAUUGCAACAUUUGUUUUGGUGUGACAGCACUUGCCAAAUUGAUUACCAGGUGUUUGGAGACGUGGUUACAUUUGAUGCAAUGUAUAAGAAAAACAUUUACCUUUCACCUCUUAUUAUAUUCUCCGGUGUGAAUCACCACAACCAAACGGUUGUCUUUGCCGCUGCACUGGUGGCAGACGAGAAAGAAGAAACCUAUGUUUGGCUGCUUCAACAGUUGCAAACUUCAAUGUAA